AUGGAUCGAUAUGCACCUAAAAAGAAAUUAGGAGGUGGUGCUGAAGGACUUGUUUAUCUCGUCGAGGAAAAGUCCACGCAUCAACUCUAUGCCAUCAAAAUGAUCACUGUUUUCGAAGAAUCCAAUUUUGAAAAGAUUAAACGAGAGGUCGAAUUGGUGAAGAAAUUUCAUGAACAUUCCAACAUUGUACGCUAUUAUGAUCAUUUUGAAGAGAGAUCUCAGGACGCGUUUUAUGGAGAGGAAUUAAAAUUGUUCAUGUUAAUGGAAUAUUGUGACAAGGGAAGUUUAGAAGAAAUUAUUCAGAAACACUUGAAACAAUGCACUUCACCAUCGACAGGUAGAGAUGAAGCUGCUGAUAAACACUUACCAUUUCCGUUUAUAUUGUCAACGAUCAAACAGUGUGUGAGUGUGUUGGCAUAUAUUCACAAACAACAUAUUGUUCAUAGAGAUUUAAAACCUGCAAAUUUAUUAUUCAAAUCACCAUCCUCGUCCUCUACCUCGUCCUCAUCCUCCAAUAAUUCCUCAUCGUCGUCAACAACAACACUGAACACUCAUGAAAAUUAUACCGAAUGGACGCUCAAAUUGAGUGAUUUUGGAUUUACAAAAGAAAUGAAAGAUAAUAUGGCUCAGAGUUUUGUUGGAACUUUACAAUACAUGUCUCCUGAGCUGUUUAGCUCCAAGAAAUAUGACGCAGGUACAGAUAUAUGGUCUCUUGGAGUUUGUAUAUUAAGAAUGUUUGCUUUUUUAGAAGAAUCUCAAAUUCCUGAUUUUAGACAUGAAAUUAAAAGAGAUCCAGAAUAUGUUUGCAAAUUAUGUAGAAAGUAUAAAGCUCCCAAGACUGUGGAGGAAGUCACAGCGGCAUGUUUAACUCUGGAUCCUACAGAUAGACCAACAGCUGUUGAAAUUUUGCAAUUUUUAGAGGAAUGUGAAAAGAAUAAUGGACAACCACCUUCAAAUGUCACACUCUUGAAAAAAUUGAAACCCGCCAUUUCGGAUAGUAAUUAUCUUGAUCCUAACAUGGAUGACGACACCUCUUCACAAUCUUCAUCCUCUGAUCUAACUCCUGCUGUUGAAAGAAUUAUCAACGAAAAGGCAAGAGAAUUUUGGAAAAAACAUGGUUGGGAAAACAAAACCAAUUGGUUAGAUUUUAGAGAGGCCUAUAUUAAUUUAAUUCAACAACUGAACACUCUAGAAAAGAAAGCUAAAGAAGUCAAAGAUUUGAAUGGAAAUAACACGACAGCAGAACCAGAGAAUGGUUCUUCCUCGAUCAGUUAUUCUGGAAUUUCACUCACAGAUUUUCUGAGAGGUCUCAAAACUGCCAUUUGCAGCAAACAUUAUGAUUGGGUGUCCAUUAGUGCUCUCAAUGAGCUGACGAAACAAGCUGGAUUUCCUUUCAAUCCUGAUUAUGUGAUUGGUCUUACUGCGUAUGAAGUGGGAGAUGAAACCGAAGUGAAUAUUGAUGACACAUUGAUGGACACAGAGUCUUUCAUGAAAGCUCAAGGUCGAUAUUUGGAGACCAUUUUGAACUGUGACAAGGUGUUUAUUGAUCCAAUUUCACAAGAACCAUUACAAAUUGACCAACACAUGGCUCCUCUCGAACUCAUUGAAAGCAACGAAUGGAAUGAUUUGUUAAAAACAGAAUCUGAAGCUGCAGAUGAAGAUCCAAUCAAGAAGAACAAGACAGAGAAACCAGGAACCAAAAACAGAUACUAUGAAGAUGCAGUCGAUUUCCUAAGUACUGCCACUGAAAGACCUCUCAAGUAUCUCAUUCUAGGAAGUGCAGCAAGUGGUAAAACUUGCAUGAUGAAACUACUCUGUUACAAGGCAGCUCAGAAAGCAGCUAAAAACUCCUCUGACUCGAAUGCCAAUGAUUUAAUUCCCUUGUUGGUACCUCUCGCGAAUAUUUCCUUUGAUGAUGACAGCAUUCCUUUCAAGAUCAAGUGCAUUCGAGCAUCGGCUGAUACAUUCAACAAGGGUCUCAAAUAUCCAAGUAAUGUUGAACGAUUUUUGUUAAAUGUUUGGCAAUGUGGAAGAUUGUUACUCUUGUUAGAUGGUUUGGACGAAGGCGGUGAUCACAGAUCCAAACUCGAAAAGCUCAUUUGUAAAAUGAAUUUUAGAGAAUUGGGAGGAAUUAUCACGACCAGUCGAGUGAGUGGUUUUGAACAGGAAGAAGCAAAUGUUCUCUUUGAAAGCUUCAAAUUGGCUCGAAUUAAACCAUUGAGUCAAAAUGCACAAAAACAAAUUGCCAUGAGAAGAGGCAUCAAAGAUCCACGAUUUUUCCAAGCUCUUCAAAAGUAUAAGGAACUUGCCAAAAUUCCACUUUUACUCAGUUUAAUGAUUCAAGAGUUUAAACAAAACAAGGAUUUACCAGAUAUUCGAAGUGUACUAUAUGAACAUGCAUGUGAAACCAUGAUUUCUGUAUACAUUGAUAAGGUGAGACCUCAAACCACAAAACAAGAACGAAGAGACAUUUUCGAAAUGCUCUAUGCAGUCGCAAGUAUUCUUCAUGAACACACCAAACGAUAUUUCACAUCAGCUUUUAUUGAAAAACAUCUUCAUGAUAUUGUGAACAAUGAGGAAAGUGGACUGACAGGAAAUCUAGGAAGUAAUGUCAGCAUUAUGGAUUCUUCUAAAAAUGUGUACGAAACGUGGAAAGUCUUCCAAUCCGAUAUUGACGAUGGUCACUUUCCUCUCAUUAUUCGUUUGGGAAGUCACUACUCCUUUGCUCAUCUCUCUUUCCAAGAAUAUCUAGUUGCCAAAGUAUGGAGUGAUCCAAAACGAGUGUCUACCAUUCGAGAACAAAAGAAAGGUCUUUUUGGUCGAAGGAAAGAAGGAUCACCCAUUGUCUUUUCAUCGGAAACCAAAAAAUUAAUUGUUGACCCGUGGUACAGAGAGACCUUUUUAUUGUGUGCUGGAUCCAUGUCAUCGAAUGAUUUUUCAGAAUUUAUGACCUUCUUGUAUGAAAAUUUCAAAAAGAGUUCAGCCAUUGAUAACUUGUUACUUCAAAUGAUUCGAAGUGAAAGACCAAUUGAAGAACGAGAUCAAUACAGUGAAAUUGAGAAGAAUAUUACCACACAAAAGAAGCUCAAAACCAUGAUUAUGGAAGGUCUCAUUCAUGAUUCUCCUCUUCUACGAGAAAUGACCACCAAACGUGUGGCUCUCUAUGAAAAUGAUCUUACCAAUGUGGUUGGUUAUUUGUUAAAAGUUUUAACAAAGAAUAAGGACAAGACCAAGCAAGCAGCUUCGAGCUUACUCGACAUUUUCCAACAAAUGAAGGACGAAAAGGAGUUUAAAUAUAGAGUGGUAAAACGUCUCAUUGAAUCUCUCUCAGAUAAGCAAUGGAAAAUUGGAGAACAAUCGGUGGUUGUAUUGCUGGCGAUUGCUGAGAAGGAUGAUCCUAGAAUUACUAAAAAGUUAUGGGCUCUGAUCACAAAACCUCCCAUUGAAGUGCAAGUGAGAGCUUGUUAUGUUCUUUCCUUACUUUCCAAGAAGGGAGACUCUAAAUUCAUUAACAAAUUUAUGGAAAUUUUACUCUCAGAAACGAUCAAAGAAGGAAGAUAUAUGGACAAGAUGAUUGAUAGUUUGGUCAAUAUUUGUGUGAAGGCAGAUGAAAUGAUUCUGUCACAAAUUCGUUCAAACAUCAAACAAGCUCAAAAUAAGUUAAUUCGACACGGUUUAAUAGCUGCUCUAGGAAGAAUAUCUAAUGUUGGUGACAUGCAAAGUAUCAAAUUGCUUGUCCAAAUUCUUUCAAAAGAAAAAUCAGCAGAUACACUUGCUGUGGUUGUUGACUCUUUGAAAAUGAUGUGUGAAAAGAGAGACAUUCCAAUUUUAACAGUAGCCAUGAAAUUACUCAAAGAUCAUAUUGCAUACAGACCUGAUAAAUCUCUCAAAGAAGAAUACGAAGAAUAUGAAUUAGGAUUUGUUGAACUCGCUCAGAAAAUUAUGGAAUUAUUACAAGUUCUACUUCUUGGAAGAGAAUAUCUCAAUAGUAUUCAUAACACGUCUCAAUCCAAGAAGGACAAACGAUUAUCCUCUUCACUCAAAUCACUCUCUGAACAUUUACAAAAAGAGCCAACCUUUAAAAAACUCAUGCUCGAUCUCAUUGACACACUGUUCACACUUGCUGUGACUGUGAAUUUGGAUGUUCGAAAAUAUGCAGUUCUCACUAUGGCUUCGUUUAUUAAUCAUCACGAUGAGGAAAUUAUUUCAUUUGUUUUUGAAAAGAUUAAGGAAGAUCUUUUGAAGAAUAUCAUGAAUGAAGACAAGUCCAUGGAAAUUAAUACUGCCAUUUAUGUGAUUGGCGUUGUUUUUGCACAUUCUGAUAACAAUCAAGCUUGUAACAUUCUUUUGGAAUUAUUGGACUCGAACAGUUCGAAUGCUUUCAUGUUGGGUGAAAUUUUCGUUGCAAUGGGAAAUGUAGCACCCAAAGAUGAUCUUUUCAUGAUUGAAAUUAUUUCAAAACAUUUAGAAAUUGAAAAGGAUAAUCACAUGCAAGAAAAGGAAUUGUGGAAAUUGAAAGCACGAGCAGUGUUGGCUCUUGAAAAUAUUUUCCCAAUUUAUCGAGAUGAAAAAUUCUGUGACAAGUACAUUCACAAAUUGUUGCACUUGAUGGACGUAUGUCCCUCGAAAUAUUCACAUCUUUUCAAAUUUCAAUGUGUCAAAGUACUUGGAAAAUUAGCAAAGAAAGGAGAUAAGGAUAUGAUUCAUCGAUUGUCAGCACUUGCCACUGAGAGAGACAUGUUUUUGAGGAAAGCAGUUGCUCAAGUAUUGGGAAUUAUUUCAGAUAAGGCCAACAAGACUGUGGUUCGAUAUCUCAAAGAUAUGCUUGAAGAUGAAAAUGCAGAUGUUCGACAGGAAGCAAUUGAGAGUCUGUGUAAAGUAGCUGAUUUGGAACAAUUAGUUACAUCUUUGAAAGCCAACAGUUCCGAUCUCAUUCGUACUUCAUUAUUCUCUGUUAUUAUUGCACAAAUUAGAGAAAGUAGACAGGAAAAUCCAAAAUUCUGUCUGACCUCGAAGCAAGCGAAACAUUUGGAGAGUUUGAAUUGUACGGAAGCUCGAUUCAUUUUGUUAGAAAAUUACAGCGUGUAA
Molecule: messenger RNA, 5088 nt
Organism: Naegleria lovaniensis
Lineage: Eukaryota; Heterolobosea; Eutetramitea; Acrasida; Naegleriidae
Exons: 4
Coding region: 1-5088 (1695 amino acids)
Biological process (GO): protein phosphorylation
Cellular component (GO): cytoplasm
Molecular function (GO): protein serine/threonine kinase activity; ATP binding
Source: RefSeq, a predicted model, not a curated record